GACAAGCGGUAUAGAAAAUGGAUGGAUGGAUGGAUGGAUGGCUAUUGACCAGAAUAGAAGACAACUUAUUAUAAGACGACGGUUGUCUUUCAGACUAAAUCGAAGGCACAAUUCAUUUUUUUUUUUAAAUCAUGUUUUCAAUAUCAGUGAAAAAACUGGUAGAUUGAAAAAAUAUUUCUUAGCUGCUUCAAUAAAUUGGCAUCACAACUUCUUGUUUGCUACUGUAACUUGCAACCCCCUGAGACACUUUUCUCAAGCAACCGCAUCUCUCCAAGUCCCUGGCGUGUGUGAGUGACAGGAAGAAAAGCACCGAGUCUCUUGGGGAGAAGUUGUUCGGCCCUACCAGCUGGUUUGCAUAUCUACUGUCAAUCUUGAGAUGCUAAAUAUAAGACGACCUGUCUUUUUCAGACUUCUGUCUUCGGGGAAAAAAAUUCUGUCUUAUAUUGAGGGCAACACAGUAUAUUGACCUUGAACCUUUAUUGAAGAGUAUAGUAUAGUGAGUUCGUAUUCGAUAACACACACACACACACACACACACACACACACAUGCACGCACACAGAAAGGCUAAAUUAAAUAGAUUGCUUUCCUGUGUAUCUCCAUGUCUGAUUGGCUGCCCUCCCUCACUGUGAGGCAGUGACAAUCAUAUAUUAUAUGAGUCACAGCUGGAGUAUGCUGCCAUUCCUUUAUAUUCAUAGCCCAUAUGUACAACAACACCAACAACACAGGCUUCCAGGAAAACUCUCUCUUCUCUUCUGCUACGAAAUCCCCCCCUUCCCCUUCCCUCAUUCCAUUCUCUUCCCCUUUACCCUUCCCCAGUAGCCGUCUCCCCAUCCCUCUCCUCCUCCACCUCCUCCUUCGCUGCGGGUGUCUGGGAGGCUGUUUUUCCUCUGUCUCUCGCUCAUGAAGGGCCGCACUAAGCUCCCUUCUCUCUGCCCAUGUGUGAAGUACAGGUACCAGGAUGAGGAGACGCCCCCCUUGGAGCACAGUCCAGCACAUCUGGCUCCAGGGAAAAGUGCCGAAAUGCUUCACAUGAGCGACAAGAACCUCGCUGCCAUGGAGGCCAUACAUGGCUACACACCACACACGCAUAUCUCGCCAGUCAAGCCAGUGUUGAUGUCUACAGGACACACUCCAAUGUACACCUCCGCUGUUUCCACACUGGGAAAUAGUCCUCCUGUGGUGGUGAACACUGACACACUGGAUGGAUCGCCAUAUGUGAAUGGAACAGAAGGGGAAAUCGAAUAUGAAGAGAUCACACUGGAGAGAGGGAACUCAGGCCUGGGCUUCAGCAUAGCAGGGGGAACAGACAAUCCCCACGUGGGCGAUGACCCGAGCAUCUUUAUCACCAAAAUCAUACCUGGAGGAGCUGCGGCUCAGGAUGGGCGCCUCAGUGUGAACGACUGCAUCCUAUUUGUGAAUGAUGUUGACGUACGGGAGGUGACACACAGCCAGGCUGUGGAAGCCCUUAAGGAAGCAGGUGCUAUAGUCCGGCUCUAUGUUCUCCGCCGGAAGCCAGCAGCGGAGAAAAUCACUGAAAUCAAGCUUAUCAAAGGGCCUAAAGGAUUAGGUUUUAGUAUUGCUGGAGGAGUGGGAAACCAGCACAUUCCAGGAGAUAACAGCAUCUAUGUCACCAAGAUCAUUGAAGGCGGAGCAGCACAUAAAGAUGGACGUCUGCAGAUUGGGGAUAAGAUCUUAGCGGUGAACAACGUGUGUCUGGAAGACGUCAUGCACGAGGAUGCGGUGGGGGCUCUGAAGAACACAGCCGAGGUGGUGUACCUCAGGGUGGCCAAGCCCAACAACCUGUUCCUGACCAACUCCUACAACCCUCCCGACCUCACCAAUACGUAUUCCCACAUGGAUACUGAACUCAGCCACCCCAACUACCUUGGCUCAGAUUACCCGCAAGCCCUCACCCCCACCUCGCCUAGCCGCUUUUCUCCUGUUCUGCACGGCCUGAUGGGAGACGAUGAUAUCCCCAGAGAGCCUCGCAGGGUUCUGAUCCACCGAGGCUCCACCGGUCUGGGAUUCAACAUCGUUGGAGGGGAAGAUGGAGAGGGGAUUUUUAUCUCUUUCAUCCUGGCAGGGGGCCCAGCUGACCUCAGUGGAGAGCUGCACAAGGGCGAUCAGAUCCUCAGUGUAAAUGGUGUGGACUUGCGAAUGGCCACGCACGAGCAGGCGGCAGCAGCAUUAAAGAACGCUGGCCAGACGGUGACCAUCAUCGCUCAGUACAGACCAGACGAGUACAGUCGUUUUGAGGCAAAGAUCCACGACUUGAGGGAGCAGCUGAUGAACAGCAGCAUGGGCUCUGGCACGACCACGCUACGGAGCAACUCAAAGAGAGGCUUCUACAUCAGGGCUCUGUUUGAUUAUGACAAGACGGCAGACUGUGGCUUCCUCAGUCAGGCGGUCGGCUUCAAGUUCGGAGACGUGCUCCACGUGUUGGACUGCGGGGACGAGGAGUGGUGGCAGGCGCGCAAGGUCAGCCCCCAGAACGAGGCUGAAGAGGUUGGCUUCAUCCCUAGCAAACACAGGUUGGAAAGAAAAGAGUGGUCUCGUGUCAACACCAAAGAGAGGGAUCAUGGUCGGGACACUUUGGGAACGCAAGGGAGAGAUAAAACCUCGCACAGUUAUGAGACAGUCACCCAAGUGGAAGUUCACUAUGCGAGGCCCAUCAUCAUUCUGGGUCCUGUGAAGGACAGGAUAAAUGAUGACCUGUUGUCUGAGUUCCCUGAUAAGUUUGGCUCGUGUGUCCCACAUACCACACGACCCAAGCGGGAGUAUGAAGUGGAUGGGCGGGACUACCACUUUGUGUCAUCGAGGGAACAGAUGGAGAAAGACAUCCAGAGCCAUCGCUUCAUCGAAGCUGGCCAGUACAACAGUCAUCUGUACGGUACCAGCGUCCAGAGUGUCCGUGAGGUGGCUGAGCAGCAAGGGAAACAUUGUAUUCUGGACGUGUCGGCCAAUGCUGUACGACGACUACAGGCUGCUCAACUUCAUCCCAUCGCUAUCUUCGUCCGGCCUAAGUCACUGGAGAAUGUUCUAGAGAUUAACACUCGCCUGACAGAGGAGCAGGCCAGGAAAGGAAUGGACAGAGCCCUCAAACUAGAACAAGAUUUCCUCGAGUGUUUCUCAGCUGUUGUAGAAGGGGACAGCUUUGAAGAGGUGUACCACAAAGUAAAGACAGUGAUCGAGGAGCAAUCAGGGCCUUACAUUUGGAUUCCCACCCGGGAAAGGCUGUGAUGCCCUCCCAUCCUCCAUAAACAACCACCAACCGACAUCAUCCUUCACCUCCAAGCCAGCCUCGCCUGCCGGGGCCGUCCUCCAGAAAAGUCAGUGCUUUGCUGAAGAAGACAACAAAAAUACAGAUGUGACACACUGAGAAAGAUACCAGGGAAAAAACUGAGAGUGAGAGACGGGUGCUGAUGUGUAAUUAGACUGCAACAGACUUAAUUAGUUUUCCACUUUCAGGAGGGAGGGCCAAGUGCUGAGGCCAUGUUCACACUUGGCAUUGAAAAGCCAUUUCACCCAAAACAGUUGAUUUAAUGGUGUCAGUAAGAGGACCAGUACCAAACAGCCACUCUAAGGAAGAGCAGAAAUGUGCUUUUUUUCUAGCAAAAAAUGAGCAAAUGAGAAGUCCAAUGAAAGUGAUUAGUCUUGAUAUUCUCAAGAUGCCUUUUGAUGUCAAGUGUGAACUGAUCUGUCUGAGGGAAACGAGACGCGGGUCUGAGCAGAAAUGAAAAGGAAGGACAGGGUGACCCAGCAGGAUGGACCCUGAGGUAGUUUUUAUAUCACCUGUUGGCUUUCUGUCCUCCUAUCAGCUCUGCCUUGUUAUAGUACAGAAAUGGUCUGAACAUGGUGCCCAUAUCCUGCUGAGUCCUCCAUGACCAGGAGUCUUCUCUUGGCCUCUUUUUCUGAGGGAGAACAACCUCAGUGGCGGAUCACCUGUCAAAUACUGCAAGGCAUUAUUAUUUCAAAGCAGUGAAAAUGAUUAUUCAGAGAAGAAGAAACCUAAUAUGCUGAAUUUGUGCAUGCAUCCUCAAAGACAAUGGAAGGACAGGACGCAAAACAAUGAACGCUGUAAGUAAAAAUCCUUUUAAAAGAGGCAAAGUCGAACUGGGGAGAGUUUUAAGCAUGUCUUAUGGUGAAGAAGAGAGAUGCGGUCAUGUGAUGUGGUCACUUGUGAGUAGAGCAGAAACUCUGACAUACAUUUUAGCCUCUUAUGCACACACGCACGUCCACACACACGCGUGCACCGACAAACACACAUAAAUGUAACCUCAGCUGCACACCCCUCUGCAAAGAGGGCUGUUCUGGUCACAAAACCCUGGAUGAAUGUUACCUCUCUGGGCACAAACAGCAGAGCUUGAACGCACCGCAACCGACUCACCCGUCUCUCUUCCGAACCAGUCCCUGAAGCCACAGACAUUCACACUGUUUUCCAGUGGUUGCGCUAAAAGCCAUGGUGUCAUGGUAUAUGUGUGUGUGUGUGCGCGUGCGUGUGUGUGUGUGUGUGUGUGUGUGUGUGUAAACACCUUUGUGUGGAAGGUACAGGUCUUCUUUUACUCUCUCGCUUCCAGUUCUACUCUGCUUUCUCCCUCUUGUGACCACACAGAUUUAAAGCUCAGUCACAAAUAAAUGGUCUAUAUAUAUAAAAAUAUAAAUAUAUACACAUAUAUCUUUUUUAUGACAAUUUCUAACAGGACUAUAGUCUGUAAAAAAAAAAAAAAAUCUCCAAACACGUUGCAUUAGUUCAUUUGGUUGAAUUUGUAGUUUGGUUUGUGGACUUUACUCACACUCCUAUUUUAUUGCGGAAAAUAGCUACACAGAAAUGUUGAUGUAAAGUUGACCUUACUUGUCAUAUGUUGGAAGCCAAUGGGAGCAUAUACGGUGCAGAUGUGCGAGUCUGUGUGCAGGUGCACGUGUGUGAAACGCUGUACGGGGGCGACACAUGCACGUGUGCAUCAAAUAUAAAUGAGCCCAUGUGAGAAUAUCUAUCCUUUAUAACAUCCACAAUCAGUACUAAUGUAUAAUAGAUAAAUGGGUGGUGUGUACGCGUGCCAGAACGAGAGAGAGUGUGAGACAUGCACAUGAAGAUGUAGUGCAAUAUUGCUCUGAUGUUAUGCAAUGAAGGUUUUAUGUGUGUCCAGAAUUCAAAUUAUUUAUUGCACUGACGGCAUUGUGUGCCACGGGGUUAAAAAAAAAGGCUAAAAGCAAAAGGAUUUUAAGGUUUUAUGAGCAUGUGUUUGUGUUUACUUCUUUUUCAUUUUAUUGCUGAAUUCUAAGAGUGGAAGUAUUGAAGUAUUGAUUGAUCGGUCAUAUUUAUUGUUUAUUUGUGCACACUGGCGGAAUUAUUUAUUUAUUUUGGAAUUGUCGCCCAGUCUCAAGUCUGUAUAUUUUUAUAUUAUUUUCCACAUUGAAAGAGUUGUUGAGGUAACUUGCUGUAAAUAUGAUGCCGCGUGGCUUUAGAUUUAGCCAUGGACACUACAGAAUUGAUGCAAAGUAUUCAGUCCAACAGCCCAACAUAGUGACAUCUGCACACACACACAUACACACACACACGCACACAAGGAUUGCAGCAUGCAUCCAGUCACAUCCACAAAUUGAAUAUUAAUGUUUUCAGUUUGUUUAUUUGAGGGUUCCGUGUAUUUCUUAAUAUCUCUCUCAGUCAUCCAUAUCAUAGUGUGAUAUUCCUUAUUUUAAAAAUAAAAGUAUAUUAGUUUUUACAGAAAAGACUAAUUAUAACAAAGUCAAAUGACGCAGAAAAGUAUAUUUAACGAUGACAAUAUCAAGCAAAUUAAAAUGUUCCAGUUCAGUGAAGCGCUUGUUGUAAAUUAGCUAUGAAAUAAUAAAAAUGAAUUUAAAAA
This is a messenger RNA of Dunckerocampus dactyliophorus (ringed pipefish), 5865 nucleotides long. RefSeq names its product disks large homolog 4 (gene dlg4a). The transcript has 22 exons. Gene Ontology annotation, molecular function: kinase binding. Lineage: Eukaryota; Metazoa; Chordata; Actinopteri; Syngnathiformes; Syngnathidae. Gene Ontology annotation, biological process: postsynaptic neurotransmitter receptor diffusion trapping; chemical synaptic transmission; AMPA glutamate receptor clustering. The record is from RefSeq and is a predicted model, not a curated record. Bases 902 to 3241 code for a protein of 779 amino acids. Gene Ontology annotation, cellular component: neuromuscular junction; neuron projection; postsynaptic density membrane.